Molecule: messenger RNA, 750 nt
Organism: Priceomyces carsonii
Lineage: Eukaryota; Fungi; Ascomycota; Pichiomycetes; Serinales; Debaryomycetaceae
Product: NADHX epimerase
Exons: 1
Coding region: 1-750 (249 amino acids)
Cellular component (GO): mitochondrion
Molecular function (GO): NAD(P)HX epimerase activity
Source: RefSeq, a predicted model, not a curated record
AUGUAUCGUACUUCAUUCAAGACUUUGUCUGCAAAGGCAGCUUCCCUGUUGGAUCAAGAAUUGAUGUCGACAGGUGGGUUCUCUAUUGACCAAUUGAUGGAACUUGCCGGUCUUUCGGUUGCACAAGCAAUAUACAGAGAAUACCCUCCCAAGGAAGUUGCUAAUAAUAAGGUAUUAUUUUUGAUUGGACCCGGAAAUAAUGGAGGUGAUGGCUUGGUGGCUGCGAGGCAUUUGAAAUUAUGGGGCUAUUACGAACCAAUUUUAUAUUAUCCCAAACGGUCCACUAAAAACCAAUUAUAUAAAAAUCUACUCACUCAGUUAAGGGAUCUUGAAAUUCAAGAGAUAAAUGACUUUGAUUCUCUUAAAGACCUUCUAAUUCCUUCAAAAGGAGCCAACCAAACUAAAUUAAUAGUUGAUGCACUUUUUGGUUUCUCAUUUAAGCCUCCAUUGCGUCCUCCAUUUGACAGUUUAAUAUCGUUUAUCUCAGAAAAUCAUGACGAUAUUCCUCCUAUAGUUUCCGUGGACAUCCCUUCUGGCUGGGAUGUGGAUGAAGGACCAGUUGCUGCCGAUAUCAAGUCAACCAUGCUAAUUAGCUUAACUGCACCGAAGCCAUGCGCGAGGUUUUUUGAUAAGGAAAAAAAGACCCAUUACUUAGGCGGAAGAUUUAUAAACCAAAAAAUUGCUAAAAAAUACGAUAUUGAAGAUCUUAUAAAAUCCUACAAAGGAGACGACUUAAUAACUAAACUAUAG